Messenger RNA from Drosophila hydei, 6291 nucleotides. It is a transcript of the gene tea, whose product is annotated as protein telomere ends associated. The record is from RefSeq and is a predicted model, not a curated record. The transcript is spliced from 13 exons. Lineage: Eukaryota; Metazoa; Arthropoda; Insecta; Diptera; Drosophilidae. The coding region runs from base 172 to 6081 and encodes 1969 amino acids.
CAAGCAGGCACGUACACAUUGUUCAAUUUGUCACUUAUUAUUAUUUAUUUUCUACACACUUGGUCACACCGCGGAUACACUGAGGCUUGCCUUUGCGGAAAUACCGCGAAUAUUUAUUUGUGUAUAGCAAUUUAACAUAUUAAAUGCGUUCAUGCCAAUAACUUACAAAUAAUGACUAGUAUACGUAAGAAGAAGAACAUGAAAUGUGAUCCUAAGGCGACCGAGCAGAUGCGCAACUGGUUAACAAAGAAAAAAAACACAAAUAGUGUUCCUCCAGUUCCAUUCAAUGUAUUUAGCAAAGUAGUGGAAAACUUGCCGGACAUAGCAUUUCAGAUACAGUGCAACGAACCCGGCUUCGCGAGCAAAUCACUGGAUGAGUGCGCGCUCUGGUAUUACAAUGCAUUCUACAGUGAGCCCACAGUACGAACGAAAUACGAAUACAAGCUGAGAUCUUGUCCACUGCGCGUCAAGCAGAAGUUACUGCAAAUCAGCUCGGCUAGUUCGCCAGAGACGACUGAAGAAUCGAGUGAUAAUGCUCGAGCUCCAACCGAAGAUGGCUACGAGGUCACAGUAAACAAAUGUGGUCGCUUCCUGUUUCCCGUUUCGUUAGCCACGUUUAAGCGUUACAUCGAUAAGGACGAAGUUCUCAACAUGAUUGUACGCAAGGAGACCAAGGAUAAGGCGAAGAGAGCAGAAAUCUUACAAAAUAAGGCUGUGUGCCAAAAGCUUUUGCGCAAGUACUAUAACUCGUUCUACAUCAAUCCGAGCCGGCGCCACAUGGAAAAAUGUAAAUUUGAAUUGGCGCCAGUAGCACUAAGGCAGCAGCUAUUUAAAAUGGGCGUCCCAUUGGAUAAGCUAGCUGUGAACACCAUGCAGAGGAAGUCAAACAAGUCGCGCCAUCAUGAAGCCCAAGUAUCACCUGAAAGUCCACGGGGCAAACAUUUAGUUGAAAAGACUUCCGAGCUUUCGUCAAUUGUCAGCUUCAGCGAAUUCGAAAAAUUCAUUAUCAAUAUAUUUGAUAUUGUGUGGAUGCUAAAGUUGAAUGAUCCGGAAUAUUCUUACAAAGGAUUCGAAGACUCUGCUUUUGAAUAUUACCUUGCCUUCUAUCUAAAGCCCGAAAUCCGCGAGAAAUAUUCAUAUCUAAUAGCGCCCUGUACAACAGCAAUCAGAGAUCGCAUACUUGCCUUGCCCAACCAAGAGGAUAGAAAGACUUUGCUCCAAAUGAAGGAUCGGGGACAACGCGUGGCUUCAUACCAAUAUGAUAUUACUCAGCCAACUUUACAAGCUGAAUUAGUCGAUGUAGUGGCAGAGGAAGAUAAAGAACUUCAAUCUCCCGCUAAAACUGAAGAGGAGAAUUUACUGGAGGUGGUGUCGCCUGGAGAGGAGAAACUGCCAGGGAAUUUGCCACCUAGUAAAGCUUCACCGGUAAAACUGUCUGAAUGUUUACCACCUAUUGGGUUUAAGUUAUUCAAACGCUACAUCAGAAACCUGGACGACAUUGUCCAACAGAUGCUGACUUGCGAAGAGUUCAAAGACAGAACUGAAGAUGAAUGUGCUCUGGAAUACUACAAUAGAUUCUAUAGAGAUCCACAAAUACGUGAACGGUUCGAAUACCAAGUGAGACCCUGUCCGGGUAGAAUACGUGACAAAUUACUAUCUCUGCCUGAUGAAGAUGAACUAUUGGUCGACGUCGUCUCAAGAGACGAUGAGAGUAAUAUUUCAAGUACUGCUGAAUGUAAAAUAAUAACAAUUGAGGGCAAAAGUUAUGAGUUCUUGAUUAGUUUCGAAACAUUCGUGAAGUAUAUAAAUUAUGAGGAACUUCUUGAACAACUGGCCAAUGCGUACGGUAUGCGAGUGGGAACAGCUAACGAAUAUCCAUCCGAUGAGCAGUUAAUGAAGCGCUUUUACUAUUUGUUUUAUACCGAGCAGAGAAUACGAAUGCAAUUCAAAUGUCAUUUCAAUGCAGCUCCACUUGAGCUAAGGGAUUCAUUAAUGCAGCUGGCUAAACCUGUAGGCGAAACAACGGCAUUGGCUGAGCGAUGUCAAGUUGUGGCAGCUGAAGAGGAAGCAGUGCCCAGCAUAAACACAAGCAUUAGUAUUGUAGAAAGGUGUGAAAUUGGUACCUCCGACUGCGAACUUGAUGUUGUGGAGAAUCUGGGCAGCGCUGGUGUCUUUAAGUUUCCUGUUUCAUUUGACACAUUUAUGCGCUGUAUCAACCACGAAGAACUCCUCAGGCCAUUGCUACUGCGCGUCACACAGGACGAGGCCCAGUUGGCAGUUAUGACGACAAGUUCUCAGCAUCCUCAGUGCCAGAAGAUACUGAAAAGAUAUUAUCGUUCGUUCUAUGUGCGUCCAAGCACUCGCAGCUUAUACGAAUAUCGGUUUGCGAAUGUAAGUGCUGAGCUAUUGGAGAAGCUAUUAGAAUAUGCUGUGCCGCUGGAUGAGAAAGCCAUGAAGCAGAUGGACGACGCAGCAAACGAACUUGCCUUGGCCAACAAGAAGCUAGAGCAGGAGAAGCUCGAUGAAUUGAUGCAAAGGCUACCUGUUACAUUCAAAAUUUUUGAGCGAAACAUUAUGAACCUAGAGGAGAUUGUACAAAGCAUGAAGGGUUGCGAGGAGUAUAAAGACAAAUCGGAAGAUGAGUGUGCCCUGGAAUACUACAUUGCUUUCUAUACGAAACCACAAAUACGGGAAAAGUUUGCAUAUGAAUUUAAACCAUGUCCGGGUAAACUUCGUGAGAAGCUGCUUCAGCUGCCCGCUGGUAGCUCAGCAACUGAGUUGCUACAGUCCGGUGUAAUAGAAAGCGAACAAAACGAGCUCGCUUUACGGCACUCCGAGGUGAAAGAGUCUCAGCCAAAGGAGCAAUCCGAAACAAUGCCUGAAACACUCGAUAUUGACUGCAAUGCGAAUCAAAGGAACAUUAAUAACGCUUUGGUGCAAAGCGAACGAAUUCUAAUAACUUUACGAGGCAACACCUAUGAAUUUCCUGUAUCGGUUCAAACCUUUAAGCGUUACAUUAACUAUGAUACUGUACGGAUUGAGCUGGCGAAUUCCUAUUCGAAAAAUAAGCAAAAGGUUGAAAAAAUACUAAACGAUGAGCGUUAUGAUCUAAUAUUGUUGCGGCGCUUCUAUCACUCAUUCUACAUCGAUCCGCGUGCUCGCCAAUUGUGUAACUAUAAUUUCAAUGCCGCACCAGCCGAACUGCAACAGAAAUUGAAUCAAUUCGCCGUGCAGUGCAGCCCUGAGCCUUCACAGCAAACACCCGCAACAUCGUCAGAUACGGUUUCAGCGUGUGCUGAAGAUCAUACAAGGAACUCAAGUGAUGUCCAUACCAGUGACUCAAGUGGUGCAACCAGUGUUAGUCCGGUUGCAGAGUCAAAUGUAGAGCAGCAGGCGUUGGUCGAGGCGCAACCGAACACUGACAUUAAGUACCCCGUCUCGUUUAAUAUAUUCUCCAACAUUUUAAACUUGGAUGAGAUUGCCCGGCAAAUGCAAGAGGAACCGCAGUAUGCAAAAGCUACAGUCCAUGAUUGCAUGCUCGCCUACUACGAUGCUUUCUAUCGCACUCCGGAGGUUCGCGAUAAGUACAAAUGCAACUUCAAGUCUUGUCCGGCUCUUCUAAAAGCCAAAUUGCUCCAACUACCAGCAAACCCACCAACGUCCGAAUGCAGUCAGCCAACGGAGCGUAGUGAAAGCAUUGAGGACUCAGCUGCUUUGUAUGCAGCUAGGAAAACAGAGCUUGAAAACAUGGCUAGGUCAAAUGUUGUUAGGUACACGCCAUACAACUUGAGGUCUUAUAUAGAGCUUCGAACGCAGUGUACGAAGAAGCGCGAACUGUUGGUAAAACAUUUUGUUGACAAGCAACACUCUGAGCUGAAACAACACUUGGAAACUGCACGGGAAAGCUUGGUGGGCGCGUCUGUACCUGAAAGAGUUCUGGCUGAGGAGAAAGGCUCUGCAGCAGAAGCGACUGCACGUGCCAAAGAGAUUGCGGAAUCUGGUUCAAAAAAACAUAUAAGCACAGCAAGAUUAUCCAUAUCUAGAACAGUCACAACAACAACGACUACUACAACAAUUGAAGAAGCAGCAGAAACUAUAACAAAUCCAGCUUCAAAGAUGGGCGGCCUGGCAAGUAAAGAGGCAAUAAGCGCAGCUCAAGCUUCAAGCAAAAUAUCAGUAACAACUGCAAGUACCGAGACAAGCAAAACUAAUAGUGUGGAAGUGGAAGUGGCCAAAACAGCUACUAGUGAACCAGAGAAUAAUACUAGUAGCGCGUCAACAUCCAACAUAAUAACAUCUGGAACUGCACUGAAAAAAACUGCAGCGCCAACUGCGCUGAACAGAGCUCAAGAAGUUGCAACGGCGACUAACGCAGUCAAUGAAAUGGUAGAAGUUCGGCAUCUGAAUGAAAUAUUUAAAGGAUGCAAUCCUACACAAUCUGCCUUGGUCAGAGUGCCUUCCAGUGCAUUGACUGCAGUGGAGGAAUUCUUUGCUCAAACCGACGAGGUGCACAACAUUAGAUACCUGCUCUGCACAAGUCGUGGCCUUAAGAACACAAUUUGGCGCGUGCUCUCGCAUUUGAGCCUCUCGGAGUUUAAGAUGUAUACAAAUAUAUAUGGAGGCACAGCGUUGUAUGAGGAUGAGAACAUUUUGCAUUUGUGCUAUUACUUCGUACUGAACAGGGGCAACUGGCCGGUUAACUUUUAUGUGAAACUGCAACUGCUGCCUCAGCUGCUGCGGAAGAAAGGCGUUCAACUGAACGCACUUGAUUUGAGCCAACUGUCACCCAAGAUGCUGCAUAGCUCAGAUCUUUUCCGUUUCACAAAUUUUGACGAAAUUGUGGAACGCAUUUACCAUGCACGCACUGGCCAGGCAAUCGAAAACUUUCAAGAUCUGUUCGAUGAGGCUAACAAGUUCUAUGCCAUGUGCUGGUCGCGGGAUCAGUGGCUGUAUGAAGUGCCACACAUAACAGAGGAGCUGGCCCAUUCAAUCAAUUUUACAGAUCAUGUACCAAUAGAUGAAAUAAGUCCACCUUCCACAUUACCGCUCUGCAUGAAUGAGAGCCAAGCUACCGUCGAGUCCAUAUCAUCCCAAAGCUCACAGGAACAGGAAGAACAGAGCAAUGCAACAAGUCCCACUGCGCCUGCUUCAACGACAGAAGGGACUACAGCCAUGCCAGACUUGGAUGCUAACGACAUAUUGCAGGCAUCUGAAUGUCCACCCACACAACUUAAUGUGUCUCUACGGCCACCUUGUUUUGUGGACAUGGAAAGUGUGUAUCCCGCCUCGCAAGCAGCGGAGACCCAAAAGGAUCCACUCAAUCAGAGUGGUCUAUCAGUUCCCGUCAAGGAGGAGCCUAUCCAGUUUCUCAACAUGAUGCGUUUCUCUAUUAAUAGCAACAAUUCCAGCGAAAACUUCGAUUGCGAACUUAUACCCUCUGAGGAACAAGUCAUUAAUCUGGACACUGAGGAGGAGAAACAAGCAACCGAAGACUUAGCUUGUUUUGACAUAAUGGAUUCAAUCAUUGACAACGCGCCGCCUUCUGCCUGUCCAGCCAGCUCAGCUCCUACAGAGGAAGACAUAUAUAAAAAUAUACUGGCAGGCGUGCAUCGGCUAGACGAUGAGGUGGAGACGCCCCCCAACAAUAUGUGGGUGCCUGCGGAGAAUCAAUUACCAUCUGCGCAGACUGAAGAAACAAUUGAUACGAAUGUCAAGCCCGCUCUAGCUGUGCCAGACAAACCCGUUGCGAACAAGAAACAAAUGCCAGCAACCAAAAGCCAGGCUCGAAAAAGGCCACGUCUAAUGGCUGACAAUGUGCCACAGCUGAGGCACGAAUUUCGACCCUUGCCGCUUGCAGCUGUGGUUCGCAUUGAGCCAUAUGCCGUACAAAUGAUGCAGAAUGUGCAAAAUCAAGAAGAGGCUGCGACCUCCAACCAAGAGGAGCAGUUGCAGAAUCAUCCCGAAUCGCGAAAUGCCGUUACUGCGUCUCAAGCGCUCGCCACCGACAACACGUUGAUGGAGUCGUCGGAGUUGCAACAUUUGCUGGAUGCACAAUUCGUUAAUCAGCGCAAGAGGCGGUGAUAUUAUUUGUGAAGAGCAAAGUCUGCGUUCGGUUGCCAUUUCAAGCGUAUACAACAGUCCUUAGCAGAAAGUAUGUUUAUCUCAAAUUUAUUUGGCCGAUUUUGGCAAUUAUAAAAUUAAUAUAUACAAAACAAAAUGUUUGUAUAAAUUGGUAAACAUGUUAAAUUUGUUGAAAGGUGUUGCACGUGUGAAGCAUUAAACAGAGCAAUC